This is a messenger RNA of Pectinophora gossypiella (pink bollworm), 1669 nucleotides long. RefSeq lists its product as uncharacterized. The record is from RefSeq and is a predicted model, not a curated record. The transcript is spliced from 9 exons. Bases 379 to 1443 code for a protein of 354 amino acids. Lineage: Eukaryota; Metazoa; Arthropoda; Insecta; Lepidoptera; Gelechiidae.
CCGUAGCACCGUAGCGCUCUCUACGCCGUAGCGUGUCUACGCACCCAAACCGCGAACUGUUCAAACUUCAAAAUCGUGAUUGACUUUGUUUUUUUUUUUCACAAAAACAAAAUAAUAGUACAGAGUGAAUAAAAACUUUUUGGUUUUAUUGUUGACUAAAUUAAUGUGCCGUUGGAUCGUACUCGCAUAGGAUACCCAUGGUCACUUGAAGCGAGAGAAGAUGCAUAGUCACGAUCCGCGCGUUCACUAGAUAACUCAAUUCCGUUAUGACAGGGAGAAAUCCAAUAUUUGGCGGGUCGGUUUAAAAAUGAAGUGGGAUGUAAGACGGCUCCCGAAACGUGGCGGAUUGGUAACGUGACGGGGACGACGCGCGAUAACAUGCCGCCACGACUGCUUACCGUGCUGUUGUGGUUUGGUGGAUGUGUGCUAGGCCUGCGGGAGAUUCAGCUGAGCGUACCCGAGGCAGUGGGCGUGGGUCUAACAGCCACGCUGGGCUGCCGCUGGGCGCUCGACACCGGCGAGACCCUCUACACCGUCAAGUGGUACCACGGCGCCCAGGAGUUCUUCCGCUUCGUGCCCAAGGAGCUGCCUAAUACGCGCGUCUUCAGCCAGACCGGCAUCAGUGUUGAUAUAUCUCGUUCGGGUGCUCAGCAAGUGGUGUUCCGCGGCGCGACCCGCAGCUUGAGCGGGCGCUACCGCUGCGAGGUGUCGGCUGACGCGCCCUUCUUCCAUACCGUCUACAAGAGCGCUUACAUGCGCGUUGUUGAGUUGCCGGGGGCGGGUCCCAGCGUGCGCGCCUCCAAGAGCUGGUACUCCGCGGGCGACAUGCUGCGAGCCAACUGCUCGGCGCCGCCCGCCGACCCGCCCGCCAAUCUCACCUGGCUCCUCAACGGACAAGAGGUGAAAGGUCUCGACAUCCCGGUUGAGACGGCGUACGCGCCGACGAGGAAACCUGUGAUAAGUGACGCGUCGCUGGAAGAUGCGAAUAGGAUUAUAUUCAGUCCAUGGGACGCCGUGUCCGGGUAUGAAGAGGCCGUGACCGACGUUAUAGACAUCCCCGGCAAUAUCGGCGCACUAGCCGUCCCCGGCGGCGGCAAUAAGAACAACAAGACGGACAGCCGCUCCGGACCAGAGCAAAUAGCGAAUAAAUUGAACAUUAGUACCGAAGAAGAGAAAUCUAAUAAAUCAUCCUCGUUCAGCCAGCUUGUUAUGAGAGUGCAGUCCGUACACUUCCACAAAGGUCGUCUGAACGUGACAUGCGUGGCGCGUGUGCUGUCCGUGUGGUCAGCCAGCGGGGUCCUCCUAUUGGACGAGGAGCGACCACAGAUCGCACCCGUCAUGGGUAGUCGAGACUCCAACUCAGGUUUUCGACACCCCGGGUCGCUCGCUGGCGCGAUAACGCUGUUCAAUUGUUUAUUGUUUACACAAUGGUUACUACGAUGAUCAGAGGACUAAGAACAAUCGAUUCUUGACAUUUCCCCAUCUCAAAUCAGUGUUAGACUUACGAAGUUUAGUGAAAGAAAAUUAAUUGAAAACUAUGCAGGUACAUAAAGGAAUUUUAUCAAAAAACGUGAGUUGGACGUAGUGGAUUUUAUACUUGUAAAUAAUUAGAUUUAUAUAUAAUAGGAAUUCUAAGGAGAAAUAGUGAAGUUUUGCUUGACGAACUUUA